AUGGGUGUCUAAUAAAGUUGGUGUAGGUGUAACAGGCAAAAGCAAGAGCCAUAUGUCCAGAAUUCAAAGGAGAAAACAAUCACGGUUGUUAUGUUUACAAAGAAAAUUAAACAGAAGCUGUUCAAAUUUCAGAGAUUUAGAAAAGAUAGAAACAGAUAAUUUGGUUGUUGUUCCUAUUCAUGCCCGUAAGGACUUGAUAAAUGACUGUUGUGAUCUCAUUAAUUCAGAAUGGCCAAGGAGUAAAACUGCCAGUUGUGAUAGAUAAAAGAUGCCGCGGCAAAGGACUGGGGAAAUUACUAAUGAUGAAAACUGAAAGCUACGUAAUGACGUGCGGGAAAUCAACGAUCUACCUCUCGACGAAAGGGCAGGAGAUAUUUUACACGAAGCUAGGAUACGCCGUGUGCGAGCCGGUCACCAUCUACGGCACUUUCCAAAGGUCCUCGGACGACGAGCAAAGCAGAUGCACCAGUCCUACCUCCGGCGUCGAGGCCGCGCCGGUCAUCACCGUCCAGUUCAAAAAACCGCCCGUUCCGCCCCCGCCGCCACCCUCGCGCAACUUCGGCAACAGGGGGGCCGAUAAGACGUUUAUGAAGAAAGUUCUCACGCCCUCGGAAACCACGUGAAACAUGUUCCUGUGGGUCUUGUUCCGGGUCGUUUCUUAAACAUCUUUUUCGAGGGUCGAUAAAAAAAUCGUCACCGAACAUGUCGAGGGUCAAUGCUGCCGUGCUAAGGAAGAACGCCGUAUGAACAUUCGAGAGUUGCCAAAUUUCCUUUGAUAA
This is a messenger RNA of Bemisia tabaci, 779 nucleotides long. The record is from RefSeq and is a predicted model, not a curated record. NCBI's taxonomy places the organism in Eukaryota, Metazoa, Arthropoda, Insecta, Hemiptera, Aleyrodidae.